Molecule: messenger RNA, 890 nt
Organism: Bradysia coprophila
Lineage: Eukaryota; Metazoa; Arthropoda; Insecta; Diptera; Sciaridae
Source: RefSeq, a predicted model, not a curated record
AUGCAAUGUGGUUGCCGAACUUUUAUCAUAAACAUAGCAGUUGGAUUUGGACUUGGUAGUCUUGGUAUUUUGGACUCGUGUAUUUUGUUUGUUUCAUAUCAAGUUAAUUAAAACAAAAAGAUUUCAUCAUGAUAAAGCAACUUAUUGUUCUUUGUGGAUGUGUUUUAUUGGCAAGCAGCGACAAACUUCCUAAAUUCAAAUACGUGGAAAUGUAUCCUACAUUUGACCGAUCUUCAUCGGAUAAUUUAGACCUGGAUCUAUCGGAAUCUCAAUUUGGUUAUGGCGGUUUUGGGGGUCGAAAUGGUUUCGGUAGUUUUGGAAACCUAGGCAACUUGGGUAGUUUGGGCAAAGGACUUGGAGGUUCUUUCUAUCGUGGAGGACUCAGCGGUUCGGGGCGAGGUCUGGGAGGAGGAUACAGGGGAUUUGGAAAUUUUGGCUCACUGGGCGGAUUAGGUUUCGGUGGAGGACUUGGUGGUUUGGGAGGACUUGGUGGUUUGGGAGGUCUUGGUGGAUUAGGUGGCGGACGACAUCAUGGAUUAGGACGAUUGUUUUAAAUUUUGUUAAUGCAAUGUUAGCGGUUCGGAGGUAGUAUUAAAAACGUUUAGUACUUUAAUUUGUAUAUAAAAAAGUAUUCAAUAAGUUAGUUUGUAAUAUUAUUUCUUCAAGUUCAGUUUUUCGUUAGAAAAAUUGAACUUGUAUUGAUGAACUUAACAUUUUCAUAAAAAAAACUUGUUUUCAUACAUUGCAUCGAAUGGGUAAAUGUCGAUAUAAAAAGCAAAUUUCUCAUACUUAAUAUGGAAUGUGAUAUAAUUGAUGUGCGUGUCUAUUUAUAAGAAUUAACAAUAAGAUCUGGUGAAAUAUUUGUACUCUUUCGGUCAAGUACACAUGUG